GCCAUGUUUGCGAGCUACGUCCCUGAAAUCAUAGAGUUAAUAGGAAACCGCAAGAAAUAUGGUGGUUCCUAUAGUGCGGUUAAUGGGAGAAAGUAAGUAUUACUGGGAGGCUCUACUGCCUCUGCCGCAGUAGAACCAUCCUCUGCAUGCCCUUUUCUUUCUCUGUUUCAUGCAUGUAGGCCAUGUUUGCUCGCUACGUGCCAGAAAUUGCUGCUCUCAUCCUUAAUCGGAAGAAAUACGGAGGGAGUUAUAACUCGACCCGAGGCAGAAAGUAAGUCAAACAAAUAUACAAAAGAAAAAAUUAUUCUAAAAGGUGUGGUUUUGGUGUGACUUCUCAAGUCCCCCUCUCCUAAAGAGGGGUACAAGUAAUUAUCCUGAAAUGGUUGAUAUUAAAACGUUUAGAAAUUUUGGGGAAUAAAGUCUGGUGACUGGAGAGCUUGGCCAUGAAAGCUUACGCAAUUGCUUUAUACCGGUAUUUGUGUGCUAGCUGUCAUUGCUUGUUAUAAUGAGUAAAUGUUUUUUUGUGAUGUGUCAAAGCAUUAUUUGCUACAGUGGGGAGAACAAGUAUUUGAUACACUGCCGAUUUUGCAGGUUUUCCUACUUACAAAGCAUGUAGAGGUCUGUAAUUUUUAUCAUAGGUACAAUUCAACUGUCAAGUCAAAUGUAAGCAUGCAAAAAAAAUCCAGAAAAUCACAUUGUAUGAUUUUUAAUUAAUAAUUUGCAUUUUAUUGCAUGACAUAAGUAUUUGAUACAUCAGAAAAGCAGAACUUAAUAUUUGGUACAGAAACCUUUGUUUGCAAUUACAGAGAUCAUACGUUUCCUGUAGGUCUUGACCAGGUUUGCACACACUGCAGCAGGGAUUUUGGCCCACUCCUCCAUACAGACCUUCUCCAGAUCCUUCAGGUUUCGGGGCUGUCGCUGGGCAAUACGGACUUUCAGCUCCCUCCAAAGAUUUUCUAUUCGGUUCAGGUCUGGAGACUGGCUAGGCCACUCCAGGACCUUGAAAUGCUUCUUACGGAGCCACUCCUUAGUUGCCCUGGCUGUGUGUUUCGGGUCGUUGUCAUGCUGGAAGACCCAGCCAUGACCCAUCUUCAAUGCUCUUACUGAGGGAAGGAGGUUGUUGGCCAAGAUCUCGCGAUACAUGGCCCCAUCCAUCCUCCCCUCAAUAUGGUGCAGUCGUCCUGUCCCCUUUGCAGAAAAGCAUCCCCAAAGAAUGAUGUUUCCACCUCCAUGCUUCACGGUUGGGAUGGUGUUCUUGGGGUUGUACUCAUCCUUCUUCUUCCUCCAAACACGGCGAGUGGAGUUUAGACCAAAAAGCUAUAUUUUUGUCUCAUCAGACCACAUGACCUUCUCCCAUUCCUCCUCUGGAUCAUCCAGAUGGUCAUUGGCAAACUUCAGACGGGCCUGGACAUGCGCUGGCUUGAGCAGGGGGACCUUGCGUGCGCUGCAGGAUUUUAAUCCAUGACGGCGUAGUGUGUUACUAAUGGUUUUCUUUGAGACUGUGGUCCCAGCUCUCUUCAGGUCAUUGACCAGGUCCUGCCGUGUAGUUCUGGGCUGAUCCCUCACCUUCCUCAUGAUCAUUGAUGCCCCACGAGGUGAGAUCUUGCAUGGAGCCCCAGACCGAGGGUGAUUGACCGUCAUCUUGUACUUCUUCCAUUUUCUAAGAAUUGCGCCAACAGUUGUUGCCUUCUCACCAAGCUGCUUGCCUAUUGUCCUGUAGCCCAUCCCAGCCUUGUGCAGGUCUACAAUUUUAUCCCUGAUGUCCUUACACAGCUUUCUGGUCUUGGCCAUUGUGGAGAGGUUGGAGUCUGUUUGAUUGAGUGUGUGGACAGGUGUCUUUUAUACAGGUAACGAGUUCAAACAGGUGCAGUUAAUACAGGUAAUGAGUGUAGAACAGGAGGGCUUCUUAAAGAAAAACUAACAGGUCUGUGAGAGCCGGAAUUCUUACUGGUUGGUAGGUGAUCAAAUACUUAUGUCAUGCAAUAAAAUGCAAAUUAAUUACUUAAAAAUCAUACAAUGUGAUUUUCUGGAUUUUUGUUUUAGAUUCCGUCUCUCACAGUUGAAGUGUACCUAUGAUAAAAAUUACAGACCUCUACAUGCUUUGUAAGUAGGAAAACCUGCAAAAUCGGCAGUGUAUCAAAUACUUGUUCUCCCCACUGUAUAUGCUUGAGUGUUUUACUUGUUUAUUUACUAGAACGCUUACAUGUUUGUGUCUGUUUUGUGUUUGCCAAUCAUAUGCAUCUUGCCACCCACCACAAUGCAAAGAUUAGCAUUUUUUUUCAGUAAAGUUACAGUAAAGUUAGGCUUGAUUGCAGCUAUAGCUGUAGUACCUUUAUAAUAUUUCAAUAUUCAUUUUUGAACAUUAUGUCCUAUAUCUUGGUGACAGAGAUGAUGUCAUAAAUAAUACUGCACAAUAGCGAAAGAGUGUCCUAAGAAACAGACUUACAAGAAGGGACUACCUACAGUUAAAUAAUCAGCUAGUCUAAAUAUAAUUGUCUUCCAGAUGAUUUGAAAUGCGGUUGGAUACCUACCUUUUACAUCUGCUUAGUCCACACAUGCUCUUCAAUGUUCCUCGCUUGCUUUUAGUUAUUUUUUAGCCUUUUAUAUUUCGCCUUUAAUUUCCUGUUUUUUUCCCUUCUGGAUUCUAUAAUUUUUUGUCUGGUACCACCAGUUCAUUUUAUUUUCCAAGCCCUGCUACAUUCCUGGCCUUAAUCUUCAGUCAGACCUACACCCGAAGGGCCAAACACUACCUUGAGAUGUGUGCGCAUAACUCCGAUUUCCACGCAAAUUUCCCAUUGACAUCAAUAAAUGCAUGGAUCACACAGAAAUUCAAGUUUCUCAAGGUACAUUAGGAUUCUGCCCUAAAUCCCUGGAUGCCUCCACCCUCUGAACAUACUUAGAUUUCUUUUGGCUCGCUUUUAGAAUUUUGUGUUGUUUUCUUUGUUGUGUAGAAUUUUUGGACUUGGUUUUAGUCCAGUCUCUUUAACUCUGUUUUGGCCAUUUAAACCGUCCUUUCUUCUGCAUGCUGAUGUAUCUGUAUUGCUGUUUCAAGUAAUUCAUAUUCUUAUGUCUCAGUUAUGCUGUCAAUACCUUUUUAAUACCUUUUCAUAUACAAAUAUAAAUAUAGCAUCUCUGUAAUAUUUAUGUAAUAAAAGCCCCAAUUAUAUAAAGUAAAUAAGAUACAAUAAAUAAGAAAUGUAAUAAGUGUGAAUUGGAAAUUCAUUUUUUGUAUAUCCCACUUCCACAGAGUGGGUUUUCCUUGGAGCAAUUAGGGAUAAGUGCCUUGCUCAAGGGCACUUUGACAGAUUUUUCACCUAGUCGGCUCAGGGAAUUGAACCAAUGACCUUUCGGUUACUGGCCCAACACUCCUAACCGCUAGGCUACCUGCCACCCUUAACCCUAAUAAGAUACAAUAUUAAAGAGAUAUUUCAAAACAAUGUACAGUAUGUGAGUUGUCAGUAUGUACAGUAUCUCACAAAAGUGAGUACACCCCUCACAUUUUUGUAAAUAUGAGUAUAUCUUUUCAUGUGACAACACUGAAGAAAUGACACUUUGCUACAAUGUAAAGUAGUGAGCGUACAGCUUGUAUAACAGUGUAAAUUUGCUGUCCCCUCAAAAUAACACAACACACAGCCAUUAAUGUCUAAACCGCUGGCAACAAAAGUGAGUACACCCCUAAGUGAACAUGUCUAAAUUGGGGCAAAAGUGUCAAUAUUUUGUGUGGCCACCAUCAUUUUCCAGCUCUGCCUUAACCCUCUUGGGCAUGGAGUUCACCAGGGCUUCACAGGUUGCCACUGGAGUCCUCUUCCACUCCUCCAUGACGACAUCACGGAGCUGGUGGAUGUUAGAGACCUUGCACUCCUCCACCUUCCGUUUGAGGAUGCCCCACAGAUGCUCAAUAGGGUUUAGGUCUGGAGACAUGCUUGGCCAGUCCAUCACCUUUACCCUCAGCUUCUUUAGCAAGGCAGUGGUCGUCUUACAGGUGUGUUUGGGGUCGUUAUUAUGUUGGAAUACUGCCCUGUGGCCCAGUCUCCGAAGGGAGGGGAUCAUGCUCUGCUUCAGUAUGUCACAGUACAUGUUGGCAUUCAUGGUUCCCUCAAUGAACUGUAGCUCCCCAGUGCCGGCAGCACUCAUGCAGCCCCAGACCAUGACAUUUCCACCACCAUGCUUGACUGUAGGCAAGACACACUUGUCUUUGUACUCCUCACCUGGUUGCCGCCACACACGCUUGACACCAUUUGAACCAAAUAAGUUUAUCUUGGUCUCAUCAGACCACAGGACAUGGUUCCAGUAAUCCAUGUCCUUAGUCUGCUUGUCUUCAGCAAACUGUUUGCGGGCUUUCUUGUGCAUCAUCUUUAGAAGAGGCUUCCUUCUGGGACGACAGCCAUGCAGACCAAUUUGAUGCAGUGUGCGGCGUAUGGUCUGAGCACUGACAGGCUGACCCCCCACCCCUUCAACCUCUGCAGCAAUGCUGGCAGCACUCAUACGUCUAUUUCCCAAAGACAACCUCUGGAUAUGACGCUGAGCACGUGCACUCAACUUCUUUGGUCGACCAUGGCGAGGCCUGUUCUGAGUGGAACCUGUCCUGUUAAACCGCUGUAUGGUCUUGGCCACCAUGCUGCAGCUCAGUUUCAGGGUCUUGGCAAUCUUCUUAUAGCCCAGGCCAUCUUUAUGUAGAGCAACAAUUCUUUUUUUCAGAUCCUCAGAGAGUUCUUUGCCAUGAGGUGCCAUGUUGAACUUCCAGUGACCAGUAUGAGGGAGUGUGAGAGCGAUGACACCAAAUUUAACACACCUGAUCCCCAUUCACACCUGAGACCUUGUAACACUAACAAGUCACAUGACACCGGGGAGGGAAAAUGGCUAAUUGGGCCCAAUUUGGACAUUUUCACUUAGGGGUGUACUCACAUUUGUUGCCAGCGGUUUAGACAUUAAUGGCUGUGUGUUGAGUUAUUUUGAGGGGACAGCAAAUUUACACUGUUAUACAAGCUGUACACUCACUACUUUACAUUGUAGCAAAGUGUCAUUUCGUCAGUGUUGUCACAUGAAAAGAUAUACUCAUAUUUACAAAAAUGUGAGGUACUGUAUAUUUUUGGGAGAUACUGUAUAUAUUACUUGUAACAUCUACAAAAUCAAACCAAUAGGUUUGGAAAAUGCCCUUCUUGACCACAUCCUGAGUUUAUCUCACGAUGAGGCGUUAUCUCACAAUCCUGCAUGUACUAUCCUGGAGCAGGGAUACAGUCUGACGGAAACCUACCCUCACGUGGAGGCAAGAUGUCUCUAGCUAAAGAUAAGCUCUUUUCUGGAUUGUACAAUGUAGGAAUCACAUCAUAAUCUCCAACAAAGGAAACUCUUAUCCUUUUUAAUCCGUUACUGGGAAUCCAGAACAUGCUCUGCUCUGUGAUCUCUCGUGUCCUUCAGGCCCCACACAGGGCUGACUGUAUAGGCUAAAGAGCUCUGUCCUACAUGCCCCACACAGGGCUGACUGUAUAGGCUAAAGAGCUCUGUCCUACAGGCCCCACACAGGGCUGACUGUAUAGGCUAAAGAGCUCUGUCCUUCAGGCCCCACACAGGGCUGACUGUAUAGGCUAAAGAGCUCUGUCCUUCAGGCCCCACACAGGGCUGACUGUAUAGGCUAAAGAGCUCUGUCCUUCAGGCCCCACACAGGGCUGACUGUAUAGGCUAAAGAGCUCUGUCCUACAGGCCCCACACAGGGCUGACUGUAUAGGCUAAAGAGCUCUGUCCUUCAGGCCCCACACAGGGCUGACUGUAUAGGCUAAAGAGCUCUUAGUACUGACACCUGUUCAAAUCAAAUUUUAUUUGCCACAUGCGCCGGAAACAACAGUGAAAUGCUUACUUACAAGCCCUUAACCAACAAUGCAGUUUUAAGAAAAAUAAGUGUUAAGUAAAAAAUAGAUACGUUAAAAAUAACAAAUAAAAAUGGACUCCUGUUCAUCACAGAACAUGUACAAACAAGGGAGAAUUAUGUAUUUUGGGGGUUAUUAAACAGUGGGCUGGCAGUGUACAUUUUCUACACAGAAACCACAUUUUUUAGGUCCUUUUUUAAAUUGACUAUACUGUGGUGUGGACACUUUUUUUGUCAGAUCCAACGUAUAAUUUCAUUUUAUUUUCAGAAUCAAGAAAGAACGUGACACUGACAUCAAUCAGCAGUUCAUCAGCGUCUUUAUUUUGGCUGCAGCUUUUAGCAAACCAUAGCUUAAAUCUUAUGACUAUUCCUGGAUCUUAUUUCCUAUAGGCACAUCGUGGUCUGUGGUCAUAUAACACUUGAAAGUGUGUCCAACUUCCUUAAAGACUUCCUACACAAGGACAGGGAUGAUGUCAAUGUAGAAAUUGUUUUUCUCCAUAAGUAAGUGUACCAAGUUCUUUCCUUACACUUUACGGGCCAGUUUCCCGGACCCAGAUUAAGCCUAGUCCUGGAAUAAAAACCAUACUCAAUGGGACAUUGAAAGUCUAUUGAAAGUGUGUUUAAUUACAGGACUAUGUUUAAUCUGGAUCUGGGAAAAUGGCCCCAAAACUCAUAACAAUACUGAGUGUUUCAGAGAAGGAAAGGUGAUAGCAGCUCCCAAAAAUGACUCCAACAACCUUUCGGGAACUGCCACCACCUUUCCUUUUUUUGGAAUACUCAGACUCUACAAUGACUAUAUCCUAAUAAGCACCCAGAUCCAUGGAAACUGUUGGUAGCACCGGCCCUGCCGGGUACACCAACAUACCACCUAUAGCAAUACAUUAGAAUAAAUUACAUUUCAAAUACUACACAAUAAAUUGCACUUUGACUUGCUGAGGGAGGAGACCUCACUCAGACUCCUAACAUGAACACAUAGAUCGCUCUCCUGUCUGUCCCAGUACUAAACCGAAUCUUGAGGUGGAGUGGAGUGGAGGCCUUGGUUAACAUUAACAAACUUUACUUUGUGUCCCAGUAUUUCCCCUAAUCUUGAGCUGGAAGCCUUGUUUAAACGCCACUUCACCCAGGUGGAGUUCUACCAGGGAUCUGUUCUCAACCCACAUGACCUGGCCAGAGUCAAGGUAACCGGCCUGUUUUAAUGAGUAUUAACCUGACUUAUUCCUUUCAGCUACUAAUGGAGACCUUGACUUGACCUUGAGGGCCUUGACAGUCCAACUCUUCAAGAAGUAUACCAGGUCCUUGGUACAUUUGGUCACACUUUACAAUAUGGCUACCUUUUCUAAAGCGUUUACAAGGGUUUAUAUAUAUAUAUAUAUAUAUAUAUAUAUAUAUAUAUAUAUAUAUAUAUAUAUAUAUACACAGUACGUCAAAAGUUUGGACACACCUACUCAUUCCAGGGUUUUUCUUAAUUUUUAAUAUUUUUUACAUUGUAUAAUAAUAGUGAAGACAUCAAAACUAUGAAAUAACAUAUGGAAUCAUGUAGUAACCAAAAAAGUGUUAAACAAAUCAAAAUAUUUUAUAUUGGAGAUUCUUCAAAGUAGCCACUCUUUGCCUUGACAGCUUUGCACACUCUUGGCAUUCUCUCAACCAGCUUGAGGAAUGCUUUUCCAACAGUCUUGAAGGAGUUCCCACAUAUGCUGAGCACUUGUUGGCUGCUUUUCCUUCACUCUGUGAAAUGGAAAUGUCUAGGAGCAACAAUAAAAAUCAUCUGUCCUUGGUUGCAAAACUCACUACCGAGUUCCAAACUUCCUCUCGAAGCAACGUCAGCACAAAAGCUGUUUGUCGGGAGCUUCAUGAAAUGGGUUUCCAUGGCCUAGAAGCUGCACACAAGCCUAAGAUCACCAUGUGCAAUGCCAAGCGUUGGCUGGAGUGGUGCAAAACUCACCGCCAUUGGACUCUGGAGCAGUGGAAAUGCGUUCUCUGGAGUGAUGAAUCAUGCUUCACCUGGCAGUCCAAUGGACGAAUCUGGGUUUGGCAGAUGCCAGGGAAACGCUACCUGCUCCAAUUUAUAGUGCCAACUGUAAAGUUUGGUGGAGGAGGAAUAAUGGUCUGGGGCUGUUUUUCAUGGUUCGGGCUAGGCCCCUUAGUUCCAGUAAAGGUACAUCUUAACGCUACAGUAUACAAUGACAUUCUAGAUGAUUCUGUGCUUCCAACUUUGUGGCAACAAUUUGGGGUAGGCCCUUUCCUGUUUCAGCAUGACAAUGCCCCCGUGCACAAAGCGAGGUCCAUACAGAAAUGGUUUGUUGAGGUCGGUGUGGAAGAACUUGACUGGCCUGCUCAGAGCCCUGACCUCAACCCCAUCGAACACCUUUGGGAUGAAUUGGAACGCCAACUGCGAGCCAGGCCUAAUCGCCCAACAUCAGUUCCCGACCUCAAUAAUGCUCUUGUGGCUGAAUUGAAGCAAGUCCCCGCAGCAAUGUUCCAACAUCUAGUGGAAAUUCUUCCCAGAAGAGUGGAGGCUGUUAUAGCAGCAAAGGGGGGACCAACUCCAUAUUAAUGCCCAUGAUUUUGGAAUAAGAUGUUCGGCGAGCAGGUGUCCACAUACUUUUGGUCAUGUAGUGUGUGUAUAUAGUGUAUAUAGUGUAUAUUUUUACUGUCAAACAUUCAUUGACACAUAAUUUAGCAGCCAGGUAAGUCAUUGGCUGUGUCCAAAAUCUGUGUUGCCUACUACUUACUAAAUGGCAUACUGUGUACAAAUCGUACUACAUUAGAAGAUACUGUUCAUUAAAAUCGAUUGCAGUAAGUAACAAAUAAACAUACUAGGCUCAUCCAUAUUGAGAAUGCAUCAUCUAAUGCGCAAUUGCGUUGAUUACCUCCAUUCGCUCAUUUUGGUACAGCGUGUAACCAUAUUUGAUUAUCAGCUGUUGUCAAACACACGUGGGUCUAGAAAGAGGAAUCUCUUCCUCAAUAGUGUGCAGUGAAUUUUACUAGAUGAAGAGCUGAAAUUAGUAUGACAUCCUGGCAUUUAAAGCAUACAACAUUUUCGACAUUUCACAUACUGUAAAACGUUCUAUUUUCGCAUAACCAAAAUGGCAACUAUUUUAAUAUGGGUAUUCGGACUAUUUAUAUUUAUAAAGGGUAAAUAAAUAAAAUACGACGAGCAUAAUACUUUGUCUGAUAGAAGUUAGAAAUGAAUGCACUUUGACAUAUGAUACUGUUCAUAGCUCUGAGUGAAUGCAGUUCUGAUCUCUGGUGUCUACAAAUGGAGCACCUGGGUUGUUGGCAUCGGUCUAAUGUCUUGAGUCUGUCUGCCUCCCAAAUGCCACCCUAUUCCCCUACAUACAGUAGUGCACGACAUUUGACCAGUGUCAGAAGUAGUGCACUAUGUAGGGAAUAGGUUGCCAGUUAGGACACAACCUCUGUCUGUAUAGAGUCAGGUCUUAUCUCUCUGUCAUUUCCCGCCCUCAGAUAGAGUCAGCAGAUGCCUGUUUGAUCCUAGCUAAUAAAUACUGUGCAGACCCUGAUGCUGAGGAUGCCUCCAACAUCAUGAGGUACAGAGACAAUUUAACCAGGCUGUGCUGUAAAACUGUAUAUUGGAAAUAUGAAAAUGUAUUCUGAUAUACAAAACUGAUUCAACUUUCUAUCACCUUGAUAAAUUACGCAAGUACAGUAUGCUUGAGAGCAUGUGAGAAUGUAUUCUGGAGAAAUGCAUUGAUAAUACAUACUGUACAUACCAAUGUCUACUCUCAAGUUCCCUAAGCAAGAAACCUGUGUUACUACUACUGUGUCCUAGAUUUGGUAGAUGGGUCUUACGUUGUUUCUUGUAACAAUAUUCCAGGGUGAUAUCCAUCAAGAACUACCACCCAAAGAUCAGAAUCAUUACCCAGAUGUUGCAGUACCACAACAAGGUGUGUACAGUACAAAACCUUCAGAGUGCUACUGAUUACACUGUGUCAUUGAACUCCAGCGGAGGCAGGCGAACAUGAGUUCUCUACUUGUAUAGUAAGGUUGCAAAAUUCGGGAAACUUUCCUAAAAUUCCCAAUAUUUCCAGAUUCCCGGAAUCAGAAUGGAUUAAGCAGGAAAUUCAGGUUCCUCCAACCUGGAUUUCAAUAAAACUUGGGAAUUUUGGGAAAUGUACAAGAAUUGUAUAACCCUAAUCUCACUGCAUCUUUCCUGCAUCUCCCCAGGCCCACCUUCUGAACAUUCCCAGUUGGAACUGGAAGGAGGGUGACGAUGCCAUUUGCCUUGCUGAGCUGAAGCUGGGCUUCAUAGCACAGAGCUGUCUGGCUCAGGGCCUCUCCACCAUGCUGGCCAACCUCUUCUCCAUGAGGUCCUUCAUCAAGGUACUUGUUAGGGAGAGCCAAAGAGACUGUAAUCGUUAGGUCGCUCGUUCAAAUCCGUCUCGAAGGACCAAGAAGAGGCAGAGAUAUUGAACUAACAUUAUUCCACUUUUCCACAGCCUUUAGUACAGUAAUGUUCACACUUUGUCUGACUGUAUUUGCAAUUUCAGAAAACUUGUCUUAUAUUUAAGAUAUACAGCGUAUAUUUAAUUACACUUGAAGUGUUACUUGAAAUAAAAUAUGUUCAUGAUAACAUACUGUACCUUUGCAAGACAUGUUUUAUCUGUUAUUGUUUCAGAUUGAAGAGGACACCUGGCAGAAGUAUUACCUGGAAGGAGUAGCCAAUGAAAUGUACACUGAGUACCUGUCUAGUGCCUUUGUGGGCCUAUCCUUCCCCACCAUUUGUGAGUAAGUAUGACCCUCUUUUCUGAAGGACCCUACUAUAUCAAGUAUAUUCUCUCUCCCCCCUCCAUCUUUAAAAAAAAUAGUAUUUCUCUCUCCAUCCCUCCCUCUCUCCUUCUCUCUCUCUACCUCUGUCUGUCUCUCUCUCUCUCGUCUCUCCUCUCUCGCUCCUACUCAUCCCUUUGAUUGUGUAAUAAUAUUGAUAUUUUAUUUAAUAUCAUAUUUGUUUUAUUUAAUAUAUAUAAUAUUUAUGUUUUUGAAUGCUCCUCUCUAGACUCUGCUAUGUGAAGCUAAAGCUGCUACUGAUUGCUAUCGAGUACAAGUCAGAUAUAAGGGAAAGCAGGUAAAGUUCACUCCUACUUGUGUAUUAAAAAUUGCCAAUCCUGAGUGGCGCAGUGGUCUAAGGCACUGCAUCGCAGUGCUAGCUGUGCCACUAGAGAUCCUGAUUCGAAUCCAGGCUCUGUCGCAGCCGGCCGCGACCGGGAGACUCAUGGGCGGCGCACAAUUGGCCUAGCGUUGUCCAGGGUAGGGGAGGGAAUGGCUGGCAGGGAUGUAGCUCAGUUGAUAGAGCAUGGUGUUUGCAACGCCAGGGUUGUGGGUUCGAUUCCCACGGGGGACCAGUAUGAAAAAAAUAAAAAAUACAAAAAAAUAUAUAUGUAUUCACUAACUGUAAGUCGCUCUGGAUAAGAGCGUCUGCUAAAUGACUAAAAUGUAAAUGUAAAUGUGAUGUUUGUCAGAAAUGUUAUUGUAAAAAUCAUGUUGAACCAAGUGGUAUGCAGCACAAUACAGGUUAUCAAUUUUAACAUUAACUCAAUAUCCAGACUGCCAUGACAAUACAGCUUUCCUGACUGUGAUCUAUUGUAAUGGAUUUCAACUUCAACUUCAUACACAGUACUCAUCACUAAUUGGCAUUUUUGAAACACUAUUGUUUACAGAAAGUUGACAAAGUUUGACAAAAGAAAGUGGUAUGCCCCCGACAUCCAUAUUCUUUAUUUUUACCUUCAAUACGUUUAGCCUUCGCCCACUUUGAGGAACAUACAACUCAAUAUUUCCUGUCAAUGUUUUGCCAGUGUACUUCCUGACUUUGUUGCAGGUGGUUUCAGGUCUCUUAUCACUGCUGGUGUGUACUGUACAGGCCAAUGUCAGCUUGAUUUACACUCUUUUAUCCCUUCAAAUGUCGUAUCUCAACGGUUCUUUUUUGUGUGAAUUUCCAGUGUUUCUGUCAUACGGUCACAGUUCACUGCUGUCUUUCAAACAGACCCAGAGUCAUCCAUGUCACAUUUGUUAUUCAGAUUUGUAUUCGUAUUUCUAGUUUGAUGUUUCCACCAUCCAAUUUCAGAUUACUGUUUAAUGUGUAUGCAGGUGUGAAAUUCUGCAAUUAACUCUUCUUUUAUUACAGCAUGACUUGUGUGUUUGGCCUAAUUAGUGUCACAGUCUCAAUGGAAAAUAAACAUCAAUGACUACUUUCCAUCUAAAAUCAUUAAAGACUGAAAACAUUGCCAUGUACCAUCUUAACCUAAUUACUGAGGAUUGAUGUGGCGUGGAUGUUCCUCUUAAAGAGCCAGUGCUUGUUUACUGCACCAUCAGGUUUAUACAAAUAGCCUGAUCGCCCCAAAUCUGUUUGUGCUGUUUGUACACAAACAGUUCUGGGGUGAACCGGCUAAUUAGUAUACAAGCAUCUUCCCAGCUGACAAAGCUGGUUGAAAUGGUGUCAUUACAACCCGUUUUGGCCACUGGGUUAGCUCUGAGGAUGCUCAUAUUGUCACUUCCAUUCUCUACAGGUGGAGGUUCUCUAUUCAGUACUUGGUACUGUUUAAUUCUCGUUGGGUAGCCAUUUUAUAAUACUGGUGACACCUGCAUUUGUUUUUAGUUCGAUUCCCAGGAACUACAGUACCUCACCAACCCUUGUUUGUCCGAAAGGUGUUCCUUGUGUACCAUUCCAUGUGAUUAGUGCAUUAGGAUGUUAAAUGUAACAGAAAGAUUCUCCUCAUUGACGACCAUGGAUAUUUGUUUGUAUUGACAACAGCACCCUCAUCAACCCUGGGAACCAUGUGAAGAUGCAGGAAGGCACCCUGGGUUUUUUUAUCGCCAGUGAUGCCAAAGAAGUAAAGAGGUAUGUAAAUGUUUAGAGUUUCAAGUUUUAAUGUCACAUGCACAAGUACAGUGAAAUGCCUUUCUUGCAAGCUCUAACCACAACAAUGCAGUAAUCGAUAACAAUGUAAUACUAAAAAUAACAAGGUAGAACAAAAACACGAGAUAUAGAAAUAAGAAGAACAUGAUGAAGUAAGUAAGUAUACUAUAUACAGGGUCAGUUCCAGGGUCAGUAGCUAUAUACAGGGUCAGUUCCUGGGUCAGUUCCAGUACCAUAUUUACAAUGUGCAGGGAUACUGGAUCGAUAGAGGUAGAUAUGUAUAGGGGUAAGGUGACUAGGCAUCAGGAUAUAAAUGUACUGUAAAUGUAGGUAACUGUACCUAAUUGCCUCUGUUAGAAGAGACAGAAAGCCUCCAAAUACAGUUUGACAUCAAACUACUAUAUGUUCAAUUACUUUUGGACUUACUGAUGAUUAAAUACUGAAAUAUGUGUGUGCUGUUUUCUUAGGGCACUUUUUUACUGCAAAGCUUGUCACGAUGACAUCACAGAUCCUAAAAGGAUAAAGAAAUGUGGAUGCAAACGA
Molecule: messenger RNA, 13277 nt
Organism: Coregonus sp. 'balchen'
Lineage: Eukaryota; Metazoa; Chordata; Actinopteri; Salmoniformes; Salmonidae
Source: the annotation of a GenBank genome assembly